Molecule: messenger RNA, 2412 nt
Organism: Pungitius pungitius (ninespine stickleback)
Lineage: Eukaryota; Metazoa; Chordata; Actinopteri; Perciformes; Gasterosteidae
Gene: slc35e3
Product: solute carrier family 35 member E3
Exons: 8
Coding region: 218-1153 (311 amino acids)
Cellular component (GO): Golgi apparatus
Molecular function (GO): nucleotide-sugar transmembrane transporter activity; antiporter activity
Source: RefSeq, a predicted model, not a curated record
GAGAGGGGGGGGGGGCACUUAACCCAGGAAUAUCGACAAAUCCCGGCACACAUACGGGAGUUUUGUCGGUUGGAAGUUCGCGGUUCGGUGCACCAGCCGCCGGGGGGAGAGAGACGCUGACUGACGGCAGGGAGGCGGGGAGACGGAGGGAGACAAGGAGAGGAAGACAGAUGGGAAAAUGACCCCAGCGUGAGCAGCUCCUCUGAGGACCUCCGUCAUGCCGCUGCUCGACCUGUCGGCCAACCGGCGCAUCGCCGCCGGCCUGCUGGUCAACCUGCUCUCCUCCAUCUGCAUCGUCUUCAUCAACAAGUGGAUCUACGUCCGCUACGGCUUCCCCAACAUGGCGCUCACCCUUGUGCACUUCGUGGUCACCUGGCUGGGGCUCUACCUGUGCCAGAAGAUGGACAUCUUCUCUCCCAAGAGGCUGCCGCUGCGCCGGAUCGCCUGGCUGGCGCUGAGCUUCUGCGGCUUCGUGGCCUUCACCAACCUCUCGCUGCAGAACAACUCCAUAGGGACGUACCAGCUGGCCAAGGCCAUGACCACGCCCGUCAUCAUCCUCAUCCAGACCAGCUACUACAAGAAGACCUUCUCCACCAAGAUCAAGCUCACGCUGGUGCCCAUCACUCUGGGGGUGCUGUUGAACUCGUACUUCGACGUGAGGUUCAACCUGCUGGGGACGGUGUUUGCGUCGCUGGGGGUUCUGGUGACGUCUCUUUACCAGGUGUGGGUUGGAGCGAAGCAGCACGAGCUGCAGGUGAACUCUAUGCAGCUCCUGUACUAUCAGGCUCCUCUCUCCUCGGGCUUCCUCCUCUGCGUCGUUCCUCUGUUUGAGCCUCUCACUGGUGACAAAGGGAUAUUUGGACCCUGGUCACUUCCUGCUCUGGUGACGGUGCUGUUCUCCGGCGUGGUGGCGUUCCUGGUCAACCUGUCCAUCUACUGGAUCAUCGGAAACACCUCGGCCGUCACCUACAACAUGUUCGGCCAUUUCAAAUUCUGCAUCACGCUGGUCGGAGGGUACCUGCUGUUCCACGACCCACUGUCCCUCAACCAGGCCCUGGGCAUCCUCUGCACUCUGGCUGGUAUCCUGUCUUACACUCACUUGAAGCUGGCGGAGCAGGAGGAGGGGAAGAGCCGCCUGGCUCAGAGACCAUAGGCCGGCUCACCUGUCAAUCAACGGCCGCAGAGACAACUUUAUACGUAUUUUUUUAUCUUAAUACGAGUAUUUUUUUAAGGAGAGUACUUUUGUUUUUCAUGGCAGCGUCCGGACAUUUCAGCUCUUUCACUCUUCCUGCAGCACCGAAACCUUUUGGGAAAUGACUCGAAUUCAGCUUCAUUUUCUUCAUUUUCGGUGUUGGGGAUCAGGUCCGAUCUAAAGGAGCCUACGGGUUUAUAUCGCUGUUAAUUUAAAAGACGGAUCCCAUCUAAAAACAUCUGUCUGCAGCUGCAAGCAGACAAAAUGAUAUUUAGUCAAAUAGUGAUUGUAGUCCAGUAGAAAAUAGUAAGAUCUCAACACAAAACUAAAUCUGUCGUCUUCUCGCGUUUAUCGUCCAGGACGCCAUGGACUCUGCAUGCUGGACGUGUGAAACGAAGUCGUUUCUGUUUCUGGACUCUUCAGUAGACGAUUUCUUAUUAAAUGAAAAGGUUUUUGCUCUAAACUUAGUUUCUUUAGGAUUUUUGAAUGACUGAUAAUGAUAAUGAUACGAUACACACGAACAAUCCAACUAUUUCAAGCCAACGUCUGAGAACCAAUCAAACAGUAUUUGAGCCUUAGUACAAAUCACAUGUCCAAUCAAAAGCUACCUAAAGGAGGCCUCAUCAGUUGUUGGGUUUUUGCCGUAUUGUUAAUAACGUUUUUCUUAUGUUUACCUUUCUGUUCCAUGUGUUUCAUUUGAUUGAAGAUUGAUUUCACACCGUUUAAUCGACUUUUGUCUGUUAGGUGUAGAUGAGAAUAAAUGGAUUCACCGUGCGACUGAAGUAAUUAAGUAGUCAGGGAGCAUUAAUAUAAAUAAAGACAACUGACUUCGACUUUUUUUGAUAUACAUUUUAUCUGAUUUUAUAUAUAUAUACAUAUAUAUAUUAUUCCUCCUCACUGUCGGUCUGCACAAAUUUGUCUCGUCAUUCACCAAAGAAAAAGUUUGCAUGAAUGAAAAAGCCUCUAAAUGCUGAGUCUUUAAACAGAACUUUUUCUCAUGGAUUACAUUCUUGUUUCUUCUAGAUUUAAAUAGAUUUUUUUUUAUGAUUUCAGUGUUCCAGUUCAUAGUUUGUUUUUAUAUCUUUGUUUGCUUCAUGUAUGCUUUCCCUUAUUUGUCUUUUAUUUGUAGCAUUUGUGAGAUAUUCUGCCUUCUGAUGAGCUCAGCUUUACUCUUGUUUCACUUCUCAGUCUCAUGAAUAAAAACUGAUCCAGUAACCUUA